This is a messenger RNA of Eruca vesicaria subsp. sativa (arugula), 1323 nucleotides long. The record is from the annotation of a GenBank genome assembly. NCBI's taxonomy places the organism in Eukaryota, Viridiplantae, Streptophyta, Magnoliopsida, Brassicales, Brassicaceae.
AUGUCAAGUGGAACAGUGAGAAGGGUUUCACGCCAAGAUAUACAACUGGUUCAAAACCUUAUAGAAAGAUGCCUUCAACUCUACAUGAAUCAGAAAGAAGUCGUUGAAACUUUACUGGAGCAAGCUAAAAUCGAGCCUGGCUUCACUGAACUAGUUUGGCAGAAGCUUGAAGAAGAGAAUCGUGAGUUUUUCAAGGCUUACUAUCUGAGGCUGAUGGUGAAACACCAGAUAAUGGAAUUCAACAAGCUACUUGAGCAGCAGUUUCAACACAUGCAGCAGAUGCAUCCAAGUGGAGUUACUUCCGUCCAAAACACAAAUGGUUCUCAUAUUCAGUCAAUGAGUCAGAAACAUUUGGGUUAUACCUCUGAUCAAUCUUUGAAGUCUGAUGCACAUCAUCCUAUGCCCUCAAGUCUCUCUAAUGCAUACCUCAAUGGCUCUUCAACACUCAAUACAAAUGUAGCCUCUUCUGUGAACAUAUCAACCCAUGGAAGGAGAGUUGAUGCUUCUUCUCCGAACAUGCUCUCAUCACAGACCACAAACAUGCCUAUGAUGCAAGGAAUGAAUGGAGGAGGGAUGAUCAAGUCUGAGACUGCCUUUACAAACCCUACUUCAUUCAUGUAUGGUGGUGAAAGGAAUGCCUUGGGAGGACAUUCCACAGUUAGAGACACUUCAAUCCCAUCUUUUGGUAACGAGUCCAACAACAACCAACCUCUCAGUGAGCCGCUUCUUGAUUCAGAAGCUGCUACUUUUGGUUUCUUAGGUCAAAUCCCUCGGAACUUCAGCCUCUCUGAUUUGACAGCUGAUUUUUCUCAGAGCUCAGAGAUUCUGGAGAGCUAUGAUAAAUCACCUUUCCUUGUGCCAGAUGGUGAAAAUUUCCUGGACUCCUGCGACAGGGGAGAGUAUCAAGGAGACAACAAGAGAUUGGAGACCAUAUCUGAAGGUUUCAGCUAUGAUAACCUUGGGAGCGAGUAGUUAGGUAACAGGUUAUGCUUCACUACUCAUGAUGUAGGGGACUUUUGGGUGAUAUAACAUAUUCAGGCUUUUGAUCUUUUCGUUGCAAAGACUAUAGACUAUUGGGUGGGGUGUAUAAAAAGGGUUUUCCAUUUAACAUUAUUACUUUUAGCUUAAGGUUAUUAGUAAUAAGUUUGAGAUGAUCAUAUGUAAUUUUCAGUGUGUGGUUUUGCAUUUUUUCUCUUUUGUUUUAGCUUUUUGAUUACUUGUGAUUUUGCAUCUUUUCUUGUGUUUUAGUUUUUUGACUUGUUAUAACUCUUUUGUUAAUACAUUAUAAAAGUGUGAUUUAACUUAACUGCUUAUGUUAAGUAA